GGUAGGAGUGAAGGAGCGAGUUGUUAAUGUGGUUAUGAUUUAGCAGCAAUCUGGGAGUGCGGGCUUCGUUAAGAAAAGUGGGACUGUUCGUAAACCAGAAUAAAAUCAUCUGACUUUAGCAAGGUGAAAAGAAACUGAAAAAAGGACCUUUUAUUCUGGUCCAUCAAUGAGGAAUAUUAAGGAGUGGGGAUUCUGUUUAAACAUCUGGAAGAUCCGCAAGUGCACCAUCCCCUUGAAAUCCAGUGCAGCAAGGACUGGCUUUAAAGGCAAAUUGCAUCUGAGCAGUUCAGAGGCCGUUCAGCAAUCUUUACUGCCGCCACAAAAUAUGGAAAAAUCAGAUGACAGAAGAGAAGUUGUGUUACUGGCCACUGGCUCUUUUAACCCGAUCACAGUUAUGCAUCUCAGGCUGUUUGAACUUGCAAGAGACUAUCUGCAUGAAACAGGUAAAUACAAAGUAAUAAAAGGCAUAAUUUCUCCUGUUGGUGAUGGGUACAAGAAGAAAGGCUUAAUCGAGGCGUCUCAUCGUCUAGCUAUGGCAAACCUAGCAACGAAGAACUCCAACUGGAUUGAGGUGGAUUCAUGGGAAUGCUCCCAGAAAGAAUGGAUGGAAACUGUAUUAGUGCUCAGGCAUCACCAGCAAAAACUUGCAAAUGCUAAUACUUCAGACUCAUCAGAGAAAGUUGUACACAAGAAGGGGCACAAGCGGAAAAGAGAAAACAGCUACCAAGAUAAGACUGACCGUUGUCUCCAAGAAAGCAAAGUUAUGCCUCAGGUGAAGCUGCUCUGUGGGGCAGAUAUGCUGGAGUCACUUGGCAAACCCAACCUUUGGAAAAAUGAAGAUGUGAUUGAAAUUCUGUCUUCUUUUGGGAUUGUUUGUAUCACCAGGCUUGGAAGCAAUGCUAGUAAUUUCAUUUAUGAGUCUGAUAUUCUCUGGAAGUAUAAGCAUAUGAUUCAUCUAGUGGAAGAAUGGAUAACCAAUGACAUUUCCUCUACAAAGAUUCGCAGGGCUUUGAGACGGGGAAUGAGUAUCCGCUACCUAGUGCCUGAUAGUGUGGUGGAGUAUAUUGAAAAUCAUGAAUUGUAUAAUGAGAGAAGUGAAGAAAGGAAUUCUGGUAUAAUCCUAGAACCUCUUGCAAGAAAUUCCAAGAAUUCUUAGCUUUGAUAGUUUCUUUAUUAUGUUAGAAGUUUUUUAUUCUUAAGCUAUUUUUCACAAGUGAAAAAUUGGUUCUUACAGCUCAGCCUCAGAACUGGGCUCUAACACCUCUUUGAACCAUACAAAUUUCAAGCAGUCGUUUUUCUUCCUGUAGUUGAAUAAAUUGCUCCAGUGUGGAAGGUUAACUGGUUAAAGCUUAGUAUUUUUUGAAAGAGUAUUAACCAUAAUUACGGGUAAAUAAAAAAAAAUAUCAUGGCAUGGCUGGUCAUACAUGUACAGUAUCACCUGCUACCCAUGCUGUGGGCUAAGUCAGGCUGAUCCAGAUAUUUUUUUAAAUGCUUUAUUUUUGCAUUUUCAAUAUUGAACUAGGGUACCAAGGGCCCACCAGAGAACCUGAUAUCAAGGGCCCACCAAUCUGAGCCCUUAAAUGUUUGCUUACUUUUAA
This is a messenger RNA of Xenopus tropicalis (tropical clawed frog), 1598 nucleotides long. RefSeq names its product nicotinamide nucleotide adenylyltransferase 1 (gene nmnat1). Bases 167 to 1156 code for a protein of 329 amino acids. The transcript has 7 exons. The record is from RefSeq and is a predicted model, not a curated record. NCBI's taxonomy places the organism in Eukaryota, Metazoa, Chordata, Amphibia, Anura, Pipidae. Gene Ontology annotation, cellular component: nucleus. Gene Ontology annotation, molecular function: nicotinate-nucleotide adenylyltransferase activity; catalytic activity; nucleotidyltransferase activity. Gene Ontology annotation, biological process: nucleotide biosynthetic process; NAD+ biosynthetic process; purine nucleotide metabolic process.